Peromyscus californicus insignis is the source of this 6522-nucleotide messenger RNA. It is a transcript of the gene Satb1, whose product is annotated as SATB homeobox 1. Lineage: Eukaryota; Metazoa; Chordata; Mammalia; Rodentia; Cricetidae. Gene Ontology annotation, biological process: chromatin remodeling; regulation of transcription by RNA polymerase II. Bases 863 to 3247 code for a protein of 794 amino acids. The transcript is spliced from 12 exons. Gene Ontology annotation, molecular function: RNA polymerase II cis-regulatory region sequence-specific DNA binding; DNA-binding transcription factor activity, RNA polymerase II-specific. The record is from RefSeq and is a predicted model, not a curated record.
AUUACUGAGAUGGAGUUCACCCCAGAAAGGAUCCUCUGUGGUCUUAGUUUAUGGACAGGGAAAUGGGACUUGCGGAAAGUAGCCUGCUUUCUGUGUGCCAUCCAUACAUUGCUCUAAAAUGGCUUUUAAAAUAUGUUACUCAAACUCUUGAGAUGGGCAUUGGUUGUGAUCACAUUAGUCGCUGUUGUGAGUCCAGGCAGGCCUGUUGGCAGUGGCUGGAUUCAGCUCCAACUUGAGGUUUGAUGAACUUUCGCCUUGGCAUAGACUUUAAAGGAGUAUUAAAUUGGGUGUUUUAUGUGCAUGUAAUUUUGCUUUAUAAUGCAAACCUUUUAGAGAAUGACUUAGUGUCUAGUAGAUGGUUAUUCAAAAAACAGUUUUCAUGACCUAUGUGAUAUUUUGACUGUCAGUACAUUAACUAAAUCGAACUCCACCCCUUUCUUUUGCUGUACAUACAGCUCAUAGUGCUGCUGACCUCGUGACCGCCUAAUAUGUUCUGUAGUAUUAACUUUGAUGCUGUUGUGAAUUCCCCUCCCCCUUUUUUCUCAUAAGUUGCCCCAAGGGUUAAAUUUUUUCUGUUCAAUUCAUAUGUUUUGAAAUUCAUCUUCUGCUCUAGGGUAAGGCAACCAAUUUCAGAGAAAUCAGCCUUGCAUUAUGAUCCACAUGAAAUGUAAAGAAUGUUUUGAAUAACUUAAUAAUCAUCACUCUAAUUUUGGCUUUAGACUGCUGCUUAAGAGAAUGGAAAGGAGUGAUCUUGAUAAAAAGUGAUUUAAAGAGAUGCAUUUAUUGUUAAUGAACCUCAUAACAAAAACAGAUGGACCUGGAUCAAGGUUCUGGCAGGUGAUCUGUAAGACAGUGACUGAGUAUGGAUCAUUUGAACGAGGCAACUCAGGGGAAAGAGCAUUCAGAAAUGUCUAACAAUGUGAGUGAUCCGAAGGGUCCACCAGCCAAGAUUGCCCGCCUGGAGCAGAACGGGAGCCCACUAGGAAGAGGAAGGCUUGGAAGCACAGGUGCAAAGAUGCAGGGAGUGCCUUUAAAACACUCGGGCCAUCUGAUGAAAACCAACCUUAGGAAAGGAACCAUGCUCCCAGUUUUCUGCGUGGUGGAACAUUAUGAGAACGCCAUUGAGUAUGAUUGCAAGGAGGAACACGCAGAAUUUGUGUUGGUGAGAAAGGAUAUGCUUUUCAACCAGCUGAUCGAGAUGGCGUUGCUGUCUCUAGGCUACUCGCACAGCUCGGCUGCCCAGGCCAAAGGGCUCAUCCAGGUGGGGAAGUGGAAUCCAGUUCCACUGUCCUAUGUGACAGAUGCCCCUGAUGCUACGGUAGCAGAUAUGCUUCAAGAUGUGUAUCAUGUGGUCACGCUCAAAAUCCAGUUACACAGUUGCCCCAAACUGGAAGACUUGCCUCCCGAACAAUGGUCGCACACCACAGUAAGGAAUGCUCUGAAGGACUUACUGAAAGAUAUGAAUCAGAGUUCGUUGGCCAAGGAGUGUCCCCUUUCACAGAGUAUGAUCUCCUCCAUUGUGAACAGCACGUACUAUGCAAAUGUCUCAGCAGCAAAAUGUCAAGAAUUUGGAAGGUGGUACAAACAUUUCAAGAAGACAAAGGAUAUGAUGGUUGAAAUGGAUAGUCUGUCUGAACUAUCCCAGCAAGGCACCAACCACGUCAAUUUUGGCCAGCAGCCGGUCCCAGGGAACACAGCUGAGCAGCCUCCAUCCCCUGCACAGCUCUCCCAUGGCAGCCAGCCCUCUGUCCGGACCCCUCUUCCGAACCUGCACCCUGGGCUUGUGUCGACACCUAUCAGUCCUCAGCUGGUCAACCAGCAGCUGGUGAUGGCGCAGUUGCUGAACCAGCAGUAUGCAGUGAACAGACUCUUAGCCCAGCAGUCCUUAAACCAACAAUACUUGAACCACCCUCCCCCUGUCAGUAGGUCUAUGAAUAAGCCUUUGGAGCAGCAGGUUUCGACAAACACGGAGGUUUCUUCAGAAAUCUACCAGUGGGUGCGGGAUGAACUGAAAAGAGCGGGGAUCUCCCAGGCCGUGUUCGCACGUGUGGCUUUUAACAGAACUCAGGGAUUGCUUUCUGAAAUCCUCCGAAAGGAAGAGGAUCCCAAGACUGCAUCCCAGUCCUUGCUGGUAAACCUUCGGGCUAUGCAGAAUUUCUUACAGUUGCCAGAAGCUGAAAGAGACCGGAUAUACCAGGAUGAGAGGGAAAGGAGCUUGAACGCUGCCUCUGCCAUGGGUCCUGCACCGCUUCUGAGCACUCCGCCCAGCCGUCCUCCCCAGGUGAAAACAGCUACUCUUGCCACUGAGAGGAAUGGGAAACCAGAGAACAAUACUAUGAACAUUAAUGCCUCCAUUUAUGACGAGAUUCAGCAGGAAAUGAAGCGUGCUAAAGUGUCCCAAGCACUGUUUGCAAAGGUUGCCGCCACAAAAAGCCAGGGAUGGCUGUGUGAGCUGUUGCGCUGGAAAGAAGAUCCUUCUCCAGAAAACAGGACCCUGUGGGAGAACCUGUCCAUGAUCCGCAGGUUCCUCAGUCUUCCUCAGCCUGAGCGCGAUGCCAUCUAUGAGCAGGAGAGCAACGCUGUGCAUCACCAUGGCGACAGGCCACCCCACAUCAUCCAUGUUCCAGCAGAACAGAUUCAGAGCCCCUCUCCCAGCACCCUUGGCAAAGGAGAGUCUAGAGCUGCUUUCUUACCAGGCCUGCCGAGCCCUGCACCAUGGCCCAAUGCUGCUCCUCAGCAGCAGCAGCCACAACAGCAGCAGCAGCAGCAGCAGCCGCCACCUCCUCCUCCACAGCCGCAGCCCCAGCCCCAGGCAGGCCCCAGGCUGCCCCCACGGCAGCCCACGGUGGCCUCCUCUGCGGAGUCCGACGAGGAAAACCGGCAGAAGACCAGGCCACGAACCAAAAUUUCUGUGGAAGCCCUGGGGAUCCUUCAGAGCUUCAUCCAAGAUGUGGGCCUGUACCCGGAUGAAGAGGCCAUCCAGACUCUGUCUGCACAGCUCGACCUCCCCAAGUACACCAUCAUCAAGUUCUUUCAGAACCAGCGGUACUAUCUCAAGCACCAUGGCAAACUGAAGGACAACUCCGGCUUGGAAGUGGAUGUGGCAGAAUACAAAGAGGAGGAGUUGCUGAAGGAUUUGGAAGAGAGUGUCCAGGAUAAAAACGCCAACACCCUGUUUUCUGUGAAACUGGAGGAGGAGCUGUCAGUGGAAGGGAGCACGGACAUUAACGCCGACUUGAAAGACUGAGAAAAGUGUUAUUUUCAUUCGUACCACUGGUAUUUACUAACAAAAUGAAAAGCCCACCUUGUGUUCGCGCAGAAAACGUUCAUUGUUUAUUGUUUGGCCAAUAAAUCUUCAGAAACUUGCACAAACAGGAAGUUGGAAGGACAUGACAGACAGCACUAAAGUGGGUUUUACUGUUUUCCGGACUGCAAGGCAGCCCCAGUGAAGCGUCCUGCGUUGUCUGAUGGUAGAAUUUGUGUUCAAGGGCUGCACCACGGUGUGCGUCCUGUCAGCAUGAUACCAGAGAUUGGUUUUCCUUUUAAUUAUUACUAUUCUGGAGCCUCAAAUAAGCAUUAUAACUUCUGUGAUUAUGAUUGCCUUUCCUUUCAUUAUUUCUGUAACACUCCACACUGGUCUUUGGAAACUGGCCCCUUAUUUUAAAGAGAAAAAGGAAAAAAAAUGAGUUUGUUACUCGAUUGUAUGUUAAAAAAAGAACUAUAGACUGUGGAAUGCAGUUUAAAGAUGACAUAUGCCAACAAAUGCCUUGUAUUAUAUGGCACUGCCGUAAUUAAAAUUUGUUUUUUAUUUUGGAAAUAAAGGUUCACUGUAAUUUUUUUUCAUUCUCAUUGUUACAUGAUUUUUUUUAAGGAAAAGAAAAUGUGAAACACAAUUUAGUCCUCCUUAUUUAUUUGUAGAUCCUGCAGCAUCAUGUUGUAAUUAAGUUUUUGAAAGUUUCUGUUAAAUGUAAUGUUGCUUCUCUUGUUACCAUACUGAUUUCCUUUCUAUUUAUAACUGUAUUUUGAUGGGCAGUAAAACAAAGUGUCUUAAAAGUUUUAAAUAGAGAAAAUGUGCUUUACACAGUUGCCUAUAAAAGUCUAUGUUAUCCAAGCAAUUCACUCUAGAAGCUUCACUCUCGUUGUUGUAUGCAAUUUUUACUAUCAUGCAAAUAAGCUUAGGUAAAUAAAACUAAUAGAUCACCUUAGAAAAUUAUGCAAUUAAUGUGAAAAUAAUUGAUGUUUGCAAUGUGUCUUCCUUUGGUUUACACUCAACUUUAAAGCGACAUCUGUAUGAAAUUUCUGUAUAAAGGUGUAUUUCUUUUUUUAUGAGUUUAUGAAAACACCAGCUAUUUUGUUACAGCUGCUGUUUUUAUAAGUGUAUCACAAUUUUCUUUAUGCAGAGAUGUGCCGAUUAGGAGUGGUUAUUGACUGUAACUACACGAUUAAAAUUGUUUGUAUGGUAUGCCAUGGCAGGGUUUGUCUGCUUAUGUGACCAAGCGCAAGGACGGUGGUUGUGUAGGUGCACGGUGCUCUCUUGAACACUGAAGAGGGCUCUGAAAAGAGCACCUGAACACUUGCCUGAAAUACUAAAGUCACACACAUGCUCGGUUUUAAGCAGGCAUGAGAUUUCACAAUGCGGAAGAUAAUCUGGUUUUGCUUACUACACAGGACAGUCAAAGACUCCAACAGAAACAUGAAUUACUCUAGCAGUUAAGUAUUUGGGAUGGCUGUAUCUGCCUUUUUUCUCACAAUCCUCCAAUUAUGGCAAUACUUUUCUUUAAGCUAGGGUGUAUUUUUUAAAGCCAUUAAUCACAUAAAUAAGGGAAAAAAUGGACCUUCUGUGCGAGAGCUCUUCAUAUUAAGUGUUUUAGGGGAGGGGAUUUUUUGGUUUGGUUUUGAUCUGUUUUACAAGUGAUAAGGAGGGGAAGGAACCCUGAGUUCAUUUGGAUUCCUUUGUCAAAACUCAGAACUCCACGAAGACAGGAAGAAUCCAAACACCACCUUCUAAACUGAUCCACCAUGCCCCAGGAGCAGUCAGGGUAAGCAAGGCAUGUUGUGGUUCUAGGGGAACUUUUUUUUUUCAUUUUGUUUUCCUGUUUGUCUCUUUGUAUCCCUUUGUUAGGUCCCCUAAGUGUUGAUGAGGGUAUUUGGGUUCAUGGAGCCAGAGCUCUGAGUUACCCUUUUCCUCAGGUGUGAUGAGCUCAUAGAGGGGACUACAUGGCCGUUGUGUUAGCCCAAAAUGAACUCCUUGAAAAUUCCUCUAAUGCUUUACUCUGAAACACAGCUGAGCAAGUUAGAAGGCUGCUGCCUUAUUACAAACUAAUUUCAAUUCUUUUUAUUAAAUGAGAAAACAAUGCAAACUAUCUGGAGUUCAGAAAGUAAUCAUUUGAGCCAAAGGCAUUUGAAUUAAUGUAAACUGAAUUUCAAAUGUUAAAGGGAAAAAAAAAACAGAAAAGAAACUAUCAUGUCACCAACUAAAGAUUAUCACCCACGUUCUCCUUUUCCCCAGGCUUAAGAUCUGACAGAAAAUCAAGUAGAAACUGAUGUCCUUUUUCAUUUUAAACACCCCAACACUUAUGAUAUCAAAUAGGUAUAAAAUUUGAUAGUAUUUUGGAAGGAGAAAUCAGGUUGCAAGUAAAAUUUUUCCCAUUCCUAACAGUCUAAAUUCUUUUGAAAGCUAUUUCCUAGAAAGUGAGUAUGUUGGAAAGCAACACCGGUGUGCCAUCAGAAUGCAGAUGUUUGAACUUCAAGGUCAGCAUGGUUUGGUUACUUUAGGAUAAAGCACAUGUCAGCAAAUGGCGAGGAUCACGAUGGGGUGGAGAACUAUUGAGGACAGCAUAUUUUGGAAGAUUUCUCCUGUGAUCCAUAUUACUCCCCAAUGUCAUUGUCACCCAUGUCUCCUCCUGCUGCCUGUGGCUAUUGGUGAAAUUUCUUUAACAAGCUUCAUUGUGUCCCGGUAUUUUGGAAAUGUUUAAACACUGGGCAUGACAUAGUGCUUCGUGCUAUUCAGACCUUAGCAGAGUCAGGUAGUUCACAGGUAAUAUUUGACCGUGUGCACCUGAGUCUGUCAUGGAUUCCUUCACUCAGCACUUUGCCACUAAUUUGUAUUACUCUGUGUGGCCAUAUAAUACUUGCACAUUAUGCAAAAAAUGAUGUUGAUAGUAUCUUCCUGCCACACAGAGUUGGCAUAUAACCUUUGAAAACGAAGGUAGCUAAUAUGUGUGCCCUACUUGUGUGGCACUUGAUAACAAAGUCUGUACAUAUGUAUAAAAUGUUUAUUGACUGACAUUUAGUACUAAGGAAUUCUGAGCUUAAGUGUCCACCCCUAGGAGUAUCUCUAGUAACUAUGCUUAUCUAAACUACAUAGCUUGAAUAGAAAAACUUAAAUGGUUCAGGAGUGAUUAAAAAUGAGUGUCCCACUCAUGCUAUUAUCAAAUUCUUCCCUGGUCCCAGUUGUUCACAUUUGGCUGAUAAAAAGUUCCUUGAUUGUCACAAUAUUUUCAAUAAAUGAGAUAUUAUGAA